CCUCCGAAGCAGCUCGCCCCCCAUUCCUCGCCCCCACUCACUCCACCACGGACCAAACCCUCGCCGCCGUCGCCCCCCUUUUCCCCUCCACCGGCGGCCAUGGACCCGAUGAUCGGCGUCAGCAGGAGCGACAUGCUCGCCGGCUUGGAGCGCGACGGCUUGGACCCGGGGACGCUGGACGCCGGCACAAACCUGCUGCUCCACGUCGUGUACGACUACCUCCCGGACCCGCCCGUCUCCCCCACCGCCCCCCUCUCGCUCGCCGGCGCGUCCUGGGUCCCCGACGGCGUCGACCGCAUCAGCUGCCUCCCCGAUGUGGUCCUCCGCGACAUCAUCUCCCGCCUCCCCGCCAAGGACGCCGCGCGCACCGCCGCCCUCGCCUCGCGCUGGCGCCCCCUUUGGCGCUCGGUGCCCCUCACUCUCGUCGACAGCCACCUGCUCCCGGACGGCGGCGCGCGCGGGCAGCUCGUCAUCGGCGCUCCCUCUCCCCGCGCCGUCACCGCCGCGGUGUCCCGCGUCCUCGCGGCGCACCCGGGCCCCUUCCGCUGCGUCCACCUCACCCGCACCACCAUGGAGGAGCACCGGGGCGAGAUGUCGCGCUGGCUCGACAUCCUCGUCGCCAAGGGGGUCCAGGAACUCAUCUUUGUCAACCGGCCUUGGCCGAUAGACCUGCGCCUCCCCGCCACGCUCUUCAGCUGCUCCACCCUCACCCGCCUCUACCUCGGCGUCUGGAGGCUGCCGGACACCGCUGCCGUGCCGCGCGGCGCCAGAUUCCCCAAUCUCAAGGAGCUCGGUCUGUGCUUCUGUGUCAUGGAGGACCGUGAUCUGGCCUUCAUGCUUGAAAGAAGCCCCGUCCUGGAGUUCCUCGUCCUCAUGGGAAGCCAGACCGGAGUGCGCCUCCGCCUCGUCAGCCAAAGCCUGCGGUGUCUUCAGCUGGGCUUUACCUGCUUGGAGGACAUCGAAGUGGUGGAUGCCCCUCGCCUGGAGAGGCUCUUCCAGCGGGACACCGACGUUACUGAGGGCGACACUGCCACGAUCAAGAUUGGGCGUGCACCUAACCUGCGUGUGCUGGGAUAUCUUCAGCCAGGAGAGCAAGAGCUGGAGGUCUGCGUGGCUGGGAGCAAGGAGAAGAUUGCCCUUAGUGUGCAGAUAUUGGCCAUAGAGGUGCGAUUCGGUGUUCGUAGUGCUGUCAAGAAAGUGCCAGGCUUUCUCAGAUGCUUCCCUAACCUGGAGACGCUCCAUGUCCAGUCCCGCAUCGAUGAAGAGCCCAAUGGCAAGGUCAAUCUGAAGUUCUGGCAGGAGGGCGGUCCCAUGAAAUGCGUCGUGCAGAGCAUCAAGAAGGUGUUUUUCUACGAGUUCCAGGGGUUGAGAAGCGAGGUUGCUUUCCUCAAGUUCAUCGCGGAGAGAGGUCGGGUGCUGGAGCAGAUGGUUGUUGUGGUGGCCAGUGAGUGUUUCUCCUCAGGGGACAAUGUGAAUGCGAAGCUGAAGCCUCUGAUCAGUGCAAAAUGGAGCAACAAAGCUUGCAAAGUAGAGCUUUUCAAGAGCCCACUCGACAACGUGGGAGGUCCAGCUUACUGCCACGAAAUAGCUUCGGAUUUUGAGGUUGCUGAUCCUUUUGAUCUCAACUACUACUAUGAAGCAGAAAGGAUCUCUCUGUAAGGUAAUUAGUAGUACCCUGCCUCUUGCCUCUUGCCUCUUGUGCUGCAAGACUACUGUUACUAUUGGGACCUGAAUUUCUGCAUGAUGAUGUUGUUUUGCCAAGUCAA
Molecule: messenger RNA, 1766 nt
Organism: Triticum dicoccoides
Lineage: Eukaryota; Viridiplantae; Streptophyta; Magnoliopsida; Poales; Poaceae
Product: F-box/FBD/LRR-repeat protein At1g13570-like
Exons: 3
Coding region: 100-1659 (519 amino acids)
Molecular function (GO): protein binding
Source: RefSeq, a predicted model, not a curated record